Messenger RNA from Onychostoma macrolepis, 3963 nucleotides. It is a transcript of the gene srpk2, whose product is annotated as SRSF protein kinase 2. The record is from RefSeq and is a predicted model, not a curated record. The coding region runs from base 857 to 3331 and encodes 824 amino acids. The transcript is spliced from 18 exons. Lineage: Eukaryota; Metazoa; Chordata; Actinopteri; Cypriniformes; Cyprinidae. Gene Ontology annotation, molecular function: ATP binding; protein kinase activity. Gene Ontology annotation, biological process: protein phosphorylation; regulation of mRNA processing; spliceosomal complex assembly.
CGCGCAGGAAAGAGGAGAGAGAUCGCGGCGAAAGGAGCGACAUAAUGAGCUCUAGAAAGGUGCUGGCCAUUCAAGCGCGGAAGAGAAGACCAAAAGGAAAGAAAGAGAAGACAGGUCACCAUCGCAGACACUAGAGAGAGAACGAGCAAGACAGGUCACUGGAGGCCCUCCUUUAAUACGCCUGUCUGUAUCGCUCUGUGCUUAUGGAGACCGGACCCAUCUGCUGUAAAACAGAGACAGACAGACGGACAGACAGACAGACGGAGGACGAGAGCAGAGAAAGAGAAAGAGAAACCAGCAGUAGCAGCUUGAGAAAGAGAGCAGCUGUGAGAUGGGGGAGAGAGAGAGAGAGCGUUGCUCUGAGAGACAGGCUGUCGUAACGAGGCGGAGGGAGCGCUGAAGUGCGGAGGGGAGCAGAGAGCUGUGCUCAGACAGAGACGCUGGUGUUCAGAGCGCAGAUCCCCCCGCCGGCACGAGCAGUGGUGCGGCCCGCUGCGCUCAGAGCUGUUAUUGUGCAGCGCUGCAGAACACAGAGACAGACACACGGAGCUUCACGCUUUCUCAGCCUCAUUCAGGAAACACCGCGGCGGAGGACUAGCUACAGACGGAGAGAGCGGCGGUGCUGAGACCUUCCUCACCUCCGCCGCUCUCCGCAUCACCGUCUCCAGCGACCGUCCUCCAUCCUUUAUUCUCCUUAAGAGGAGAACGGAGGAGGAGGAGGAGGAAGAGCGCCCCCUCCCCUCGCGCCAGCAGAACGCUCCGGAAAGAAAGAGAGAGAGUGAGAGAGUGAGAGAGAGAGAGUUUUAUUCCUCCCUGGUUCGGCUCCGUUCUUCUCUCGGGAGCGAGCGGCUUGCCCAUGUCUGUCAACUCAGAAAAAUCUUCUUCCCCAGAAAGGCCCGACACACAGAAGGUUCCGUCCACUCCUCCUCCUCCUCCUCCUCCUCCCCCUCCACCCCCGCCUCCCGAGCCUGUGGCCCCGCCGGAGCCGGAGGAGGAGAUUCUGGGCUCUGAUGACGAAGAGCAGGAGGAUCCGGCCGACUACUGCAAAGGAGGUUACCAUCCUGUGAAGAUCGGCGACCUGUUUAACGGCAGAUACCAUGUCAUCCGCAAGCUGGGCUGGGGUCACUUCUCCACCGUCUGGCUGUGCUGGGAUAUUCAAGCGAAGCGUUUUGUUGCGAUGAAGGUCGUAAAGAGCGCGCAGCACUACACAGAGACGGCACUGGAUGAAAUUAAAUUACUCAGAUGUGUGCGUGAGACUGAUCCUGAUGAUCCUAAUAAGGACAUGGUUGUUCAACUCAUAGACGACUUCAAGAUCUCAGGGGUGAACGGGAUUCACGUGUGUAUGGUGUUUGAAGUUCUUGGUCAUCAUUUGCUCAAGUGGAUCAUCAAGUCUAAUUAUCAGGGUUUGCCGUUACCCUGCGUCAAGAGCAUCAUUAGACAGGUUCUGCAGGGCCUCGAUUACCUUCACAGUAAGUGUAAGAUCAUCCACACGGACAUCAAACCAGAGAACAUCCUCAUGUGUGUGGACGACGCUUUCGUGCGCAGGAUGGCAGUGGAGGCCACCGAGUGGCAGAAAGCUGGAGCUCCGCCGCCGUCUGGAUCUGCUGUCAGCACGGCUCCUCAACUCCAACAGGUGGGGAAGAUCUCCAAAAAUAAAAAGAAGAAACUGAAGAAGAAGCAGAAGCGGCAGGCGGAGCUGCUGGAGAGACGCAUGCUGGAGAUCGAAGCUCUGGAGCGAGAGGCGGAGAAGCAGAGAUCCGGCGGAGCGCCAGACGCAGCACACGGUCCCGGUCUGGCGCUGGCGGACAGCGAGGAUGAUGAAGAGGAUGAUGAGGAUGCAGAUGAGGACGAGGAGGCCGAGGGAGAGAAAGAGCGGCCCGUCAGACUCACCAACCACACAUGUGCGGAGCCGGAUCAGGAUCAGCAGGAAAUAGAGGAGAACAAGGAAGGUUGUGACAUCCUUCCCACCGCCGACUGUCCUGCUGAAGAAGAGUCACACACACGCACACACACUCCACCCGGGCAACAGGACACUCCCGAGAACAAGGACGAGUGUGAAAACUCAAAAGAACAAGAGCAGGAUGGAAAUGAAGACGUGAGAGAGGAAGAGGAAGACGAGGAUAAAACAGAGGAUGAGGAAACGGAAGCCACACCCACACCCUCACAGAGCGCCGAGGACGAGCCGAAGACACACGAGUGUCCAAACGAGGAAGAAGCAGAUCCACCUAAAGAGACGAUAGAGAGACAAGAAGACGAGGAGGAGGAGGAGGAUGAGGAGGAAUAUGAAGAUGAAGAAUCUGAUGAUGAGGAUGAGGAGGAGGAGGAGGAGGAGGCAGAGGAUGAAGGCCAGGAACCAUCCAACAAGGACCACAAUGACGCCUGUAAAACGAACGGACACGUGAUCAGGUGUGUGCAGGAGCGUCUGUCCUCGCCUCUGCUCUGCCCUCUGGUGGAGUCUGAGAUCAGCACGACUGACCGCGACGCUUCUGACGCCUCGUACGAACUUUUCAACGGAGAAACCACACUGAUGAAUGGAGCGCGGCACCGCGGUACCACGCCACGCUUCCCCGAGCUUCCUCUGGAUCCCGAGCCAGACGACUGCGAGCACGACGAGGCCCAGGCGCUCAACACCGACCGCAGCCGAACGGUGUCAUCGUCCAGCACCGGAGACACGCCCAAAGUGAGGGUCAGAGCGGCCGAUCUGCUGGUGAAUCCUCUGGAUCCGAGGAACGCAGACGUUCUGAGAGUCAAAAUCGCUGAUCUGGGAAAUGCAUGCUGGGUGCACAAACACUUCACGGAGGACAUCCAGACGCGGCAGUACCGCUCCGUCGAGGUGCUGAUCGGAGCGGGAUACAGCACUCCCGCUGAUAUAUGGAGCACGGCCUGCAUGGCGUUUGAGUUAGCCACUGGGGACUAUCUGUUUGAGCCGCACUCUGGUGAAGACUACUCCCGUGAUGAAGAUCAUAUAGCUCACAUCAUAGAGCUUCUUGGCUGCAUUCCUCGACACUUUGCUCUUUCUGGAAAAUAUUCCCGGGAAUUCUUCAACCGGAGAGACCACAUCGCUCUGAUUAUGGAGUUACUGGGAAAAAUCCCCCGCAAGAUCAUCGCAGCUGGAAAAUACAGCCGUGAGUUCUUCUCAAAGAAAGGCGAGCUGAGGCACAUCACCAAGCUCAAGCCCUGGUCUCUGUUUGACGUGCUGGUGGAGAAAUACGGCUGGCCGGCCGAGGACGCUGGUCACUUCACACACUUCCUGCUGCCCAUGCUGGAGAUGGUGCCGGAGAAAAGGGCCUCCGCCUCAGAAUGCCUCAACCACCCGUGGCUCAACUCGUAGCACUUUGGUCCCUCAGACUCAUCGACCCCUGCGGCCCCGUCCUGAACUGCAGCCGCCGUCAUCAGAGAGAAAGAGCCAGAGAGAGGAGGCGUCAGAGGGGCGAGGGCGGGCUUCAACACACACACACACACACACGUUGGUAUUUGUGGUUUACGGGGACUCCAUAGGUGUAAUGGUUUUUCUACUGUACAAACUGUAUGUGCUAUUGUCCUACACCAACCCUACACCUAAACCUACCCCUUACAGGAGACUUUGUGCAUUUUUAGAUUUUCAAAAAAACACCAUUUAGUAUGUUUUUUAAGCCUUUUGAAUUACGGGGACAUAGGCAGUGUCCUCAUAAACCAAUUUCACGUUGUAAUACCUCUGUCAUACCCAUGUCAUUAAACAAAUUCUGUCCCCGUAAACCACAAAAACCAACCCACACACACACACACACACACAAACUCACACACACUCAAACACUCUCACAUGCACACACAUAUACUCACAAACACACACACACACACAGACACACAAGCUUCGAUCACUGUCUUCCUCAGCCUCAUUCAACUGAACUGACACAUUUUACACACCGAAAACAGAAAGAGAUCAUUUCAAUUUAUUUGACAGAUAAAAGAUAUUCUAUUCCUUUA